This is a messenger RNA of Athalia rosae (coleseed sawfly), 3156 nucleotides long. RefSeq names its product calcium and integrin-binding protein 1-like. Lineage: Eukaryota; Metazoa; Arthropoda; Insecta; Hymenoptera; Athaliidae. The record is from RefSeq and is a predicted model, not a curated record. Gene Ontology annotation, molecular function: calcium ion binding. Bases 1666 to 2220 code for a protein of 184 amino acids. The transcript has 5 exons.
GACGCAUUAUUUCCCCGACAGAUUAACGAGUCGAGUCGAAUGCUCGGAAAUUCGAUCCAAAGUAUCGGGAUAGCUGGGAAUACUUGAAUAUCGAACGAAUACCGGUCAAAUCCUACCUACAGAAUGGCCAAUCCGUCAUUUGAUGCGAUAACAAAAAUUUGACGCGCUUCAAAUCCUUUUGGGACGAUGAGAUUUUUUUUUUCUCUCGUCCUCGGAAAAGAGGAAUACACGUUCCGCGGAUAAAUAGUUCCGCCCACUUUUUAGCGUAUAAAUUACUUUCGUCGGCCACCCCUGCCGCUUCGAGCUGCUCCACAAUUUUUAUAUUCAAGUUGAGUUUCAGGUGGCCGCGGAAUUCGAUCCUGCGACGCGUGCAAGGUAUGUGUACAGGAUGAGAACUUGUGGAAAUCGCACCCCUGAUGAAUCCGGGGCACAGGAUCGAUUUGAAUACCCAUCCCCGCCUAGGCUUUGCACUCGCUCAGCGGUCGCUCGAGUCACUCGAUUGACGGCAUAAUGUACCGAUCCUUCGCGUAGGUAGACCCCGCUGCAGCAGGACCCCUCGUUGAGAAGUUAACCGGGGAUCGAUAGAGCGACGAACGUUGUUUUCAACGCGUGCAUAGGGAUUUUCCUAAAAUUCGAACGGCGUCCGUGUAAAAGGAAAUUAUGAGAAUUACCGUUUCGUGGGGGGGGUCACGGUUCAUCCGUAGGGUUGACUCGAAUGCUUCGCCGCGAACGAACCUGUCGCCGAUAGUUUCGCCAAAUCCAAUCGAUUCGGUGAGUAAUUUAAUCCCGACGAAGCGCGGGAAAGAAAUUGGAAGCGUCAAGACUGCAAUCUCGAGAUUGAGAUUAGUCGGACGAUAAUAGAGACCCUUAACUCUCAAAUCUCUUCAGCCCCGAUGGACUCGAUUACGCCGCCAGUGCCUUCCGGAAGGCCGAGAAGACUCGACGACUGUCCAGUGAUUCGCUGCUGCUUUGAAUGGCGAACACGCUACCAACAAAUGGAGCAAUGUAAACCCCUGUACACGGGGUCGUGAUAACAUCGACACCCCCGAUAAACGGAGGGACAAAAGGGUUAUGGCGAUGUCCUUAUACUUACUUAUCUUUAUCCUGCGUGGGGUCGUCGUCUCACUUGAUCCGAUUACAAAUAACGGCGUCAUGUUUGUUCGCUGAAAAUUAGUCACCGACAAUGAAUGUGACACGGGUAAUUUAUCGUGCAUCUACCCCUGUCCUCCCCAAUGCCUCCCCGAAUCGUCGAUAUUUUUUCGCGAACUAACUUCGAGAGUGCGCCACCCGCGAUAUCGACUGGGGGUGGUAAGUUAUCAUCACCUGUGACGACAGGACGCACGAGGUUGACAGAACACGGGCACAUCCAGGACAUCGCGGACCACUGCAAAAUUGGACCGCUAAUAUUGGCGAUGCGCAAGCGUCUACAGGGUCUCUAGUCUACAGCUGUCUGGUAUGGUGAGAAAACACAAAUGGGACAAAAUACAGUGUAAUACGCGGUAAUGACAGAAAACGUCAAAGACUUGGCUACUUGUAUGUGAAUGUAUUUUGCGUUAUUGGCACAUUUAUUGGUGGGUUUAACUACAGCUUCAAAUCGGUCAAUGAUCGUAUUAAGCGUGAAUGCCAAACGGAAUAUAACGACUAUGCUUGAAUAGUGAUGGAAAAAUGGGUGUGGGUAAAAGCCAGUUCAGCGAGGAGGAACUCCAGGACUAUCAGGACCUGACUUACUUCUCAAAGAAAGAAGUGUUAUUUGCUCACCAAAAAUUUAAGGCUCUUGCUCCAGAAAAAGUUGGACACAAUAGAAAUGCCAAACUUCCUAUGGCAAAGGUACUCCAAUAUCCUGAACUGAGAGUUAAUCCUUUUGGGGAUCGGAUUUGCAAGGUAUUCAGCUCUAGUCAGGACGGCGAUUGUACGUUUGAAGACUUUCUAGAUAUGAUGUCGGUCUUCAGUGAUGCUGCUCCAAAGGCAGUCAAGGCUGAGCAUGCCUUUAGGAUAUUUGAUUUUGAUGGAGACGACAUGCUGGGGGUUGGUGAUCUGCGGCAAGUUGUAGAUAGACUGACGGCACCUCAACGACUGAACGAAACCGACAUGCAACAACUUCUACAGUGCUUGCUUGAUGAAGCCGACUUGGAUGACGACGGAGCUCUGAGCUUUGCAGAGUUUGAGCACAUCAUAGAAAAAAGCAGUGAUUUUGCAAAGUCAUUCCGCAUACGUUUAUAAUAUAUGUAGACGAACAACACUGAGAAUCAAAUGCCUGGAGGUCAAUGCAAGACUGAAGAAACACUGAAUAUCAUUCGAGCAUUCGUUGACACUAGAGGCCUAACACGCUACAUCUGUGUUUCAUUCGCAUCAUUAGCACCAAAUCUCCCAAGGUUGGUUCAGAUAAUACCAUUUUGAACCAAAUCUCUCUCUUUUCUCCGUGAAGGUAGUUUUACUUUUUUCAACCUUAUCUACUCCAAUAUUUAUUGUAACUAUUUCGUCCACAAUCACGUUCACUUUUUACAUCAUAUUUUGUAAGAAUGAAACUUAGUAACGUCACUUCGUCCAUAGUUUACAUAUUAAUUGGCACAACGUAAUUUGAUAAAUUAUGAACAUUAUUUGUGAUUCGAUAAAUCACGAAUAAUUGCUCGGCUCUUAGAAUCUCUUUUACGAUGCAAUCCGUUGAUCUUAGAUAGUUUUGUAAUAAAUUCAUCUGCAUGCCUAUUUGAUUAUUUAUACUGCUUAAUCUCAUUCUCAUCCUAUCAAGUAUUUAACCAACCCAAAUUUUUUCAUAAAUCACAAUUUGUACUCUAGGAUUUGAAAAUUGUUCUCUCACAUUCAUUCGUACCCUUUUGUGAUGAUACGUAUGUGAUCUAGAUUUGGUGUUAUUUAACAGUACAAGACUUCAAUUCAAGCUGCCAAAUACAUGGUUCAAGGAACGCAAAACUUUUAGAUAACAUUUUAAAACCAUGAACUGUAACUCUCCUUUUUUACACUAAUUAUUUAUUAUAGAAAAAAUUAUGAUCCUUUGGAACCAUGUAAAGCAUUUUUCACCGGAUUGUACCUAUGAUAAGUUAAAUGAAUACGCACAUACAUGCUGGAUGGGUGUUUAUUUAUAUUAUUUCAUAGUUCCUCCAUGUGAAAAUUAUACCAAAUAUAAAAAAAGGUGUGAGCAGA